AUGGAACCAGCAAAAAUUGAUUGGAAAAACGUAGAAUGGAAAUUUGUAGAGGAUAAAGCCUAUGAGCAAAUAAACGCACCCAAGUGGUUCGAUUUCUUGAACCCAGAUCAAAACUCUGUGGACGACCAGGCCUGGUUCUGCAGACCCGAAUGCAAGCAUCCAAAGACGGCUGAAGAUUUUCUCAAAUCAUCACCUCCCAAGAAGGUUUCAAGCUCAGCUGUUAUUUCUGAAGUUCCUCCACUUGGUGAUAAAAUCCAGAGAGAUGUGAAAUUGAAGAGAAGAGGGCUAACUCAGUCUUCAAUUUACCCGAUUAAUAAUUCAAGAGUCAAGGAAGACAGCGAAAAUCAGAACCCCAACCUAUCAACUCUUCCAAUUAACCAAGCAAAGGCCAUGAAGGCAACCAUCAAAUCAAGCGCAGAGAAGAAGCAGCCAAUUGAAAGCACACCGCAGAAUAGUGAGGUGCUUCCGAGGCUGAGAAGCACGCUGUCAGCGAGGAAUUUAUUUGCAGGGCGAGAUAUUCUGAAUCAGCUUACAGACUUCUGCAGCGAAUUGAAGAGAAUGGCAAUGAGAGCGAGGGAGAAAGAGGAUGUGGAGGGGUUGGAUGUAAGGAAAAGCCUAGGGGGUUUGAAGGAAGAAGAGGUGGUGAAGAAGGAGGAGUGUAAUGGUGAGGUUUUGGGUGAGUUGAAUGGGAGGCAAACUGAGAGGAUGCCAUUGCUUGAGGUGAGUAAAGGGAAAACCAGGAGGCAAACAGAGAGAAUGCCAUUCCUUGAGGUGGGUAAAGGGAAAACUCAGAGGCAAACAGAGAACAUGCCAUUGCUUGAGGUGAAAACUGAAGGAAUGGAGGGGAGCAUUAUCAAGGAGAAGCAGAGGAGGAACAAAAGAAUUGACGAGACAGAGAACAUCCCAAUCUCUCUGAAUUUAGAGAACGUAAAACGCAAAGGAGGGGAGAGCUUGUUGCAAAUCCGAACCAACCCUCCCUCUCCUCAAUGCUUUUCUGCCCCGAGGCCCCCAAGCAAACUGACACCUUCACAAGCUUCCAAGUCCAAGCUGAUGGAAAGGGGAAUCCUUGCAGACGCAGAGCAAAACAAUAAAGUGACCAAGGAGGAUUCCACAGAGAAAGGGAAAACUGCUUGCAUUGUUGAUGGAAGAGAAGCAAGAACCAUGGACGUUUUUUUGGUUUCUAAAACCUUGCACAACGCUAUCCAACUAAAAACGGACAACAUUGAGCAAGAAUUUGACGCUCAUUAUUCUUUAAUCUCUUUGCUUUGUUACGAUUCAUUGAUUCUUUUUCCAUUAUAG
Messenger RNA from Prunus armeniaca (apricot), 1299 nucleotides. NCBI's taxonomy places the organism in Eukaryota, Viridiplantae, Streptophyta, Magnoliopsida, Rosales, Rosaceae. The record is from the annotation of a GenBank genome assembly.